Molecule: messenger RNA, 2961 nt
Organism: Trichoderma virens Gv29-8
Lineage: Eukaryota; Fungi; Ascomycota; Sordariomycetes; Hypocreales; Hypocreaceae
Exons: 3
Coding region: 1-2961 (986 amino acids)
Biological process (GO): protein stabilization; telomere maintenance via telomerase
Cellular component (GO): cytosol
Molecular function (GO): telomeric repeat DNA binding; Hsp90 protein binding
Source: RefSeq, a predicted model, not a curated record
AUGGACGAACUACUGACCCCGGUCAGCACCACAUAUCUGAAGCCCCGAAAGGACGCCCAGCCGCUGCUAUCCGAAGUCAGUUCAACUAAGAGAGUGGCCGAGGUUCCCAAAAUCACUCAGGUGGACUCGCCGGAUGGAGCUUUGGAGCUUCUUCGAAACCAGCCAGAUUACGAUUCACUUGUUCAGGUGCUGAGAUACCUCACCAAAGAUGCUGCAAAGACAGAUGGUUUCAAUGUCCACGUGCCAGGUCCGAAAAGCGCAGCGGUAAUUCACGUCCUGGUCACCGAAAUUGCCUCCAACUACUGGACUCUGUUGAAGGAGGGUGGAGAGAAUGACAGCGUCGAGGAUGAUGCGGACGACCUACGCCUAUUUGUGGCAUGUUUACAAAGCGUCACCGGCCUUAAUGCCGUUCUUUCUCAUCUCAAAGCUCUCACACAAGAGCACAAGUUAGGGUCUAAGGAAUCUAAGCGGCCCGAUUUGGUGCUGCAUUUUAACAUCUUUCUCGAUUUACUGGCGACACUGCUGGAGGGUGAGAAUGCGAUUCAAGCCUUGUGGAUAGCUUCAACGGAGAAGCUGGACACCCAGACACUGAAAAAAGUGCAAUCCCAGGCACUUCUCUCGUUGAUUACUGGGGGGCGUAUACAAUCUAUAGCUGCCGAAGCAAUUGAAGCUGCCGGGUCAGAAAAUGUCCGUCCCAAAUCGACAUGGCAGGCCGAUGGAGCCAAAUAUUCGCAAUGGGUUGGCCAUAAUGUCAUAGCCUGGGCCAAGCUAAUUAGAGGCGAGGGCGAAUUACACUUCUGCUCAGACAUCUUUCAGCGAGGAAUGUCGCUAGGUUAUCUGGAAACACUUGUCAAGACGGUCAUUGACGGUCUUCUUCUUCAAAAGGGAAAUGAUCCCAAGGACUUUGCCAAAGUUUGCUUCGCUCAGCCGCAUAGCGCCAAGAAGACUAUAAAUAUCCUAUUACAGCACCUUGCUCAACAACUCAAUGGCCUCGAUUUAGACGAUCCAUCUUCUAGAGGUCUUAUUUCUGCUGCCGCUGGUGUUAUUGACGCAGUCAUAAAGGGUAAUGAUGCUCUCUAUAACCAUCUCGUUACUUGGUGCGCUUCAUCAUCAGGUGCUGGCCUAGGGGAUGCUGUGGGCAUCCGAAGAGCCAUUCUCGCAGUUGUAGCCCAAAAUAAGGAUGGCAUUACAACUGUGUUUGAGAAGAGCUUAGCUCAGUUUGGAGAUCAACUAUACAUUAAGCAUGCGGCAAUUCUGCAACAAAAUGUCCAUACAGAAGUGUUGCUGCUAAGUGCAGGAUACAUCUCCAGAAUGUCUCCCAUCAAGCUCAGAAUAAUCGUAAGAUCCGGUUCUUACCUGACAGCAAUCUCAAAUCGGAUAGCAGCAACCCAGGCAAGAGCUCGAUUCUUAGGCUUAGUUGUUGGAGAAUCCCUCUCGACACUGAUGGAUGAUAAGAGCCAGAAACUUGAUUUUCAUAUGGAGGAAACCGAGAGUGAAGAAGCUCAAGAGCUAAAAUCUCUCACCACUAUCUCUGACGAGGUCGGCUCGAUUGAACCUAUCCUCAAGGCAGAAGUUGCAGGGCUGCCAGUAAAGAAGGAGAAUCGUCCACCCCAGAAACGAACGCAAAAGCCCAAAGCAAAGUCUAAAGCAAAACCCGAACCCAAUAUCUCGACCAUCAAGCCCAUAGCCAUCAUCGAAGAAAUUGAUUCUUCAGACGAUGAUGAAGAUCUUGUCCCUUAUGCCAAAGGCUCUGAUCCAGAAGACUCCGACGACGACGCCACAUUAGUCCAGCGCAACAAACCAAAGGCCCCCGUUUAUAUCCGCGAUCUGAUCGUCUAUCUUCGCGACACAGAAUCCUACGAUAAGCAGAAGCUGGCCCUGCAGAGUGCACCGCUCUUGAUUCGCAGAAAAGCAAACUUUGGCAUGGAAGUAAGCUCACACGCAAAUGAACUCGCCGGUUUGCUCGUCGGAUUGCAAGACAAGUUCGACAUUGAAGACUUUGCGAAUUUGAAGCUGCAGGGCAUGAUGGCCUUGAUAGUCGCCCAGCCGAAAUCCAUGGCCCCUUGGUUCUCCCGGACCUUCUUCGAAGGCGAUUAUUCCUUAUCGCAGCGAACACAAGUGCUCGUUGCCAUUGGGCUCUCAGCCAGGGAACUCGCGGGAUUUGAUGUCUCUGAAUAUCAAGCAACUGCAUCAUUCCCUUCGAAGCGGUUGCCAGAGAAAAUUGAGCAGCUAUACCUUGACUCACCGAAGCAGGGCGAUGCAAACCCUCCAUCUCAGCUAAAAGCACUACCUCCAACCGCUCUGGACACGAUAGCGCAGUCUCUCACAUCAUCCUUCUUACAGCCAAUGGCCGCCAAGGCAGCAGACGCCACGACCGGCCCCGACAUCCUCAAACUGCAGACCUUCACAGCCCGCUACAAGUCCAAGACCAAAGCAAAACCUCGAGUCCGCGCAAUCCCCAAUACUACCGCCGCUCUCAUCGCAGAGUCCUUCUUCUAUCCUCUUACUGCUCACUUCCAGGUCGCCCUUCGAUCCUCCAGACCUGUCAUUCUCAAUCCCGCGCUACUGGCAUUGUACCUCCAAACGUUGGGCAUAGUCAUCCAUUCAGCGGGGCCUUCGACGCUUUCGCUGCCGCAGCUCACGACGGAGCUGUGGAAUUUGCUUCUCGCCGUCAGGAUUCACACGCAAGAAGAUCUCGGUGCGUUGAAAGGUUGGCUCGUCGCCAUGGCGUCCCUACUAGAAGUCAAUGACGGCGACAUGCGCAGGUUAUGCGAGACUCAGGGGCGUGAGGUCAUGGAGACGCGGGAAUGGGCCGCAGCCGUGUUCAAUAAGAUUCGAGGCGAGGAUGGAGGGGAGGAAAACGAGGUCAAGAUGCUAUCCGCGGGCGUACUGAUUAAGCUCGGAGAGGCGAUUGAGAAAUACCAGGCGCUAUUGAUGGGUAACAUGAUUGGCUUCUCAUGA